AUGAACUUGAAUUGUUUGUGGAAAAAAACUACUCACAGAUUACAAUUCCCUAUCUUUUUACGUUCAGUUGUUAGUGUGAUUUUCUUUGGAAGUGAUCAUUAUUCAUUACCACAUUUACAUGCCUUAGAAGAACGUCAGCGUCAGUAUAAAGACAUUAAAAUUGUGUGUGUUGUUACAACAUCAGAUAAAACACCUGUCGGAGAUCAUUGUAUCCAAAGUAAAAUAGAUCAUGUAAUUUGGCCGCGUACAAUUUCAAACACUUCAAUUAUCGUCGAUUGUAUAAAUCAACGUAUAAAUGCAAUAAAAAACCAGUCUUCAGAUCAAUCAAAUAAAUUAUUGGGUAUAAUUGUUUCAUUUGGUCGAUUUCUACCUGCAUCACUUUUAUCUUUAUUCAAUUAUGGUUGUUACAAUAUACAUCCUUCAUUAUUACCACGUUGGAAAGGUCCUACUCCAUUAUUAUACACUUUAUUAUCUAGAGAUAAAGUUACUGGAAUUACUUUAUUUCGCUUAGAUCCAACGCAUACAACAUUUGAUUCCGGUUCAGUUGUAUAUCAACAAUCAUUCGUUUACCGCAUAAUAAAAGUAUAUUUUUAA
Messenger RNA from Trichobilharzia regenti, 594 nucleotides. Lineage: Eukaryota; Metazoa; Platyhelminthes; Trematoda; Strigeidida; Schistosomatidae. The record is from the annotation of a GenBank genome assembly.